GCAUGGAGAAGACCCGGCAGGAUGAGAUCGCAGCCAUUCUGCGGGAGAGGAUCAUGGUGCUGGAUGGAGGGAUGGGCACCAUGGUCCAGAGACUCAGGCUGCGUGAGGAAGACUUCCGGGGUGAGGAAUUCAAAGACCACGCCAGGCCACUGAAAGGCAACAACGACAUUUUAAGUAUAACGCGGCCUGAUGUGAUCUACCAAAUCCAUAAGGACUACUUGCUGGCCGGGGCCGACAUCAUUGAAACAAACACGUUCAGCAGCACUGGCAUUGCCCAAGCUGACUACGGCCUGGAGCACCUGGUCUACAGGAUGAACAAGAGCGCUGCAGAAGUGGCCAGAAAAGCAGCCGAGGAGGUAACGCGCCAGACAGGAAUUAGGAGGUUUGUGGCCGGAGCUCUGGGUCCAACUAACAAGACGCUGUCCGUGUCCCCGUCCGUGGAAAGGCCGGAUUUCAGGAACAUCACGUUCGACACGCUUGUCGAGGCCUACAAAGAGCAGGCCAGAGGCCUCCUGGACGGCGGGGUUGAUGUCGUCCUUGUGGAGACCGUCUUUGAUACGGCCAACGCCAAGGCAGCUUUGUUCGCGCUCCAGGACCUCUUUGACGAGGAGUAUGCGCCCCGGCCUCUCUUCGUCUCAGGGACCGUCGUGGACAGGAGUGGGCGGACGCUCUCCGGACAGACGGGAGAAGCGUUCGUCAUCAGCGUGUCCCACGCGGCCCCCCUCUGCAUUGGGUUAAACUGCGCUCUGGGGGCUGCUGAGAUGAGACCGUUCAUCGAAGCAGUCGGAAAGUGCACGACAGCCUGCGUCCUCUGCUACCCCAACGCAGGUCUCCCCAACACCUUCGGCGACUACGACGAGACCCCGCACGUGAUGGCUGCGCACCUCAAGGCCUUUGCUGUGGCUGGCUUGGUCAACGUCGUGGGCGGCUGCUGCGGCACGACACCGGCUCAUAUCCGGGAGAUCGCCGAUGCCGUGAGGGGCUGUAAGCCAAGGAGCCCGCCGGCCGCUGUCUUUGAAGGGCACACGUCGCUGGCCGGUCUCGAGCCCUUCAGGAUGGGGCCGUACACCAACUUUGUCAACAUCGGCGAGCGUUGUAACGUGGCGGGCUCCAGGAAGUUCGCCAUGCUCAUCAUGGCGGGCAACUACGAGGAAGCCCUGAGUGUGGCCAGAGUGCAGGUGGAAAUGGGGGCCCAAGUGCUGGAUAUCAACAUGGACGACGGUCUGCUCGACGGCCCGAGCGCCAUGGCCAAGUUCUGCAACUUCAUCGCAUCCGAGCCGGCCAUCGCCAAGGUGCCUUUGUGCAUCGACUCCUCCAGCUUCGCGGUGAUCGAAGCCGGCCUGAAGUGCUGCCAGGGGAAGUGCAUCGUCAACAGCAUCAGUCUGAAGGAGGGCGAGCGUGACUUCCUGGAGAAGGCCCGGAAGGUCAAGAAGUUCGGAGCGGCCGUGGUGGUCAUGGCUUUUGAUGAAGAUGGACAGGCGACAGAAACGGACGCCAAAGUCAGAGUGUGCACCCGGGCUUACCGUCUGCUGGUGGAGAAGGUGGGCUUCGACCCAAGCGACAUCAUCUUUGACCCGAAUAUCCUCACUAUCGGCACUGGGAUGGAGGAGCACAGCUUGUACGCCGUUAACUUCAUGCACGCAGCCAAAGCCAUUAAGGAGACAUUACCUGGGGCCAGAGUAAGUGGCGGCCUCUCCAACUUGUCCUUCUCCUUCCGGGGUAUGGAGGCCAUCCGCGAAGCGAUGCACGGCGUCUUCCUUUACCAUGCCAUCAAGUUCGGCAUGGACAUGGGGAUUGUGAACGCCGGGAACCUCCCCGUCUAUGAUGACAUCCAGAAGGAGCUCCUGGGGCUCUGUGAGGACCUCAUCUGGAACAAAGACCCAGACGCCACCGAGAAGCUGCUGCGUUUCGCUCAGACGCGUGACAAGGGCGGGAAGAAGGUGUCCCAGACGGAGGAGUGGAGGGCUGGCUCCGUGGAGGAGCGCCUGGAGCACGCCCUCGUCAAGGGCAUUGAGAAGCAUAUCGUUGAGGAUACUGAGGAGGCCCGGUUAAACCGUGCAAAAUAUCCCCGACCGCUCAAUAUCAUCGAAGGGCCUUUGAUGAAUGGAAUGAAGAUUGUCGGUGAUCUUUUUGGAGCUGGAAAAAUGUUUCUCCCACAGGUCAUCAAGUCCGCCCGGGUCAUGAAGAAGGCUGUCGGCCACCUCAUUCCCUUCAUGGAGAGAGAAAGAGAAGAAACCAGAGUGCUCGCUGGGACGCAGGAAGAGCAGGACCCGUACCAGGGCACCAUCGUGCUGGCCACCGUCAAGGGCGACGUGCACGACAUCGGCAAGAACAUCGUGGGCGUGGUCCUGGGCUGCAACAACUUCCGAGUUAUCGACCUGGGGGUCAUGGCUCCCUGUGAUAAGAUACUGAGAGCUGCCCUGGACCACAAAGCAGACAUAAUUGGCCUGUCAGGACUCAUCACUCCUUCCCUGGAUGAAAUGAUUUUCGUUGCCAAGGAGAUGGAGAGGCUGUCCAUAAAGAUUCCCUUGCUGAUAGGCGGGGCCACCACUUCCAGAACCCACACUGCAGUCAAAAUCGCCCCGAGGUACAGCGCGCCCGUGGUCCACGUCCUGGACGCGUCCAAGAGCGUGGUGGUGUGCUCUCAGCUGCUGGAUGAGAACUUAAAGGAUGACUACUUUGAGGAGCUCACGGAAGAAUACGAAGAGCUCAGACACGACCAUUAUGAGUCCCUCAAGGAGAGAAGAUACGUGACCUUAAGUCAAGCCAGGAAAAACGGUUUCCACAUUGACUGGCUGUCCGAGCCCCGCCCAGCGAAGCCCACGUUCCUGGGGACUCGGGUCUUCGAGGACUAUGACCUGCAGGCGCUGGUGGGCUACAUCGACUGGAAGCCAUUCUUCGACGUGUGGCAGCUCCGGGGCAGGUACCCGAACCGAGGCUUCCCCAAGAUACUUGAUGACAGAACUGUGGGUGAGGAGGCCCGAAGAGUCUACGAGGACGCCCAGACUAUGCUCAAAGCGCUCACUGGGCAGAGGAAGCUGCAGGCGCGGGGCGUGGUGGGCUUCUGGCCGGCGCAGAGCGUCCAGGACGACGUGCACCUGUUCGCCGCGGGCGCUGCGCCCGGUGCCUCAGAACCCAUCGCCGUCUUCCACGGCCUCAGGCAGCAGGCCGAGAAGGACCCCGCCAAUCCCGACCCCCACUACUGCCUGUCGGACUUCGUGGCGCCCCUGCACUCCGGCGUGGCCGACUACCUGGGCCUGUUUGCCGUCGCCUGCUUUGGGGUGGAGGAGCUGAGCCGCGCCUAUGUGGAGGCCGGCGACGACUACAGCAGCAUCAUGGUCAAGGCCCUGGGGGACCGGCUGGCCGAGGCCUUCGCAGAGGAGCUGCAUGCCCGCGUGCGCCGGGAGCUGUGGGCCUACAGCGACGAGCGGCUGGGCACGGCCGACCUGCUCCGGCAGCGCUACCCGGGCAUUCGGCCCGCGCCCGGCUACCCCAGCCAGCCGGACCACACCGAGAAGCUCACCAUGUGGCGCCUGGCCAGCAUCGAGCACCACACAGGCAUCGGGCUGACAGAGUCCCUGGCGAUGACGCCUGCUUCCGCAGUGUCCGGCCUCUACUUCUCCAACCCGAAGUCCAAGUACUUUGCUGUGGGGAAGAUUUGCAAGGACCAGGUGGAGGACUAUGCUGCGAGGAAGCGCAUGUCUGUGGCCGAGGUGGAGCGGUGGCUGAGGCCUGUCCUGGGCUACGACGCCGACUAGCUCUUCACGCAGCCAGCGCCACACACGAUGGCUCCCCCAGGUGCCUUCGCGGGGCAGCCAGCCCCGGCUUCCAGCACCGCGAGCGGCUGCGCCCCAGGGCAGGUCUCCCCAGCUCCUGGACAGCGAGCAGCUGCUUCUAGGGCAGCGAAUGUUGCGCAGCGAGGACCUGCAGACCCAGCAUCUCUUCGCGAGGGCGUGGUGGGGAUAGAGGCCGUUCGCAUUUCAGAGCAGAUGUGCCUGCCUCCCCGUUUGCCCUGGUGGGGGCUGCUUGCUCCUGUUGCCUCUCACACUCCUGCAGCGCCCCUGAGUAGAGAGAUGUGGCCCUGGCACAGUGAUGUCCUGAUAAUGGGCCUUUGAUCUGGGGGGCCCGGCAGGGCCCUGAGCGGGCCCAAGGUGAGACGGCGCCCCGCGGCCCCGCGCUCCAGACCCGAGAGCGGCCGCCCGUCCCCGUGCAAAGACGGCCCUGGCCCCGCUUGCUGCAAACCUCAAGCCACGCACCUGGCGUGGCCAAAUACAGCCCUGCUGUCCAAGUGCC
This is a messenger RNA of Condylura cristata (star-nosed mole), 4293 nucleotides long. RefSeq names its product 5-methyltetrahydrofolate-homocysteine methyltransferase (gene MTR). The transcript is spliced from 32 exons. Bases 3 to 3758 code for a protein of 1251 amino acids. NCBI's taxonomy places the organism in Eukaryota, Metazoa, Chordata, Mammalia, Eulipotyphla, Talpidae. The record is from RefSeq and is a predicted model, not a curated record. Gene Ontology annotation, biological process: pteridine-containing compound metabolic process. Gene Ontology annotation, molecular function: methionine synthase activity; zinc ion binding; cobalamin binding.